AUGAACAAGGAAGAGUUACUGGGGUUCCUACUGGACGACAGUAUCGGCAGCCAGAAAAAAUGCGUUGCAGACGAGCAGGUCUACUCCAAUUGGCUGAAGAACGGUGACGACGAUCACUGUGCAUCUUAUGCAAGGAAUUCACAAGCUGCCGCAGUUGCUCCGCGUGAGAAGAAGGAGAAGCAGAUAGAAUCUAGACAAGAGGAUGUGGAUGAGCUGUUGAACGGCUUGGAAGGCAUUUUUGGAAACGCGGAGACCCUUGAUUUGGAGGUUAAGCCAAAGGGCAAAACUAGAAGGGCCAGGUCAAAAUCCGGGAAGGGGAGCAUACAGAUGGAAGAGCAGCUGGUAACGCUCGAGGCUGAGGAUGUUAUCGAUAGCGGCACCCAGGAUGUCAACGGGGCAGGCUCAUCUCCAGAUCUGGACCGGUCGAAGAAGAAAGAGAAACGGAGGAAAAACACCAAGGAGUUGUCCUACGAUGAAUUAAAGGACAAGCUAGAGAUCACCACCCGCAAGUCGCGCCUUGAUUGCAAGGAUAUGAGGAAGAAAAUUCAUUCUUUGGAGAAAAGGAACAUGCAGCUUGAACAACGCCUGGAAGAGCUGGCGAUCGAGAACCAUACUUUGAUACAGAUUAACAACAGCCUUUCGAAAAAUACGAACGUGGACGAAGAGGCCACAAAGGCCCAAAAGGGCAAGGAAAAGGACAGGAAAAGAAGAGAAAGAAGAACAACAAGAAGGAAGGAGGAAAGGAAGCAAGAGAAAACCAAAUCACCGGCGUUUAUCCCUUCAUCAACAGAUACGAAUGGAGAGCCUAUAGAAUUUUGA
Messenger RNA from Saccharomyces kudriavzevii IFO 1802, 819 nucleotides. It is a transcript of the gene SKA1, whose product is annotated as Ska1p. NCBI's taxonomy places the organism in Eukaryota, Fungi, Ascomycota, Saccharomycetes, Saccharomycetales, Saccharomycetaceae. The transcript has a single exon. The coding region runs from base 1 to 819 and encodes 272 amino acids. The record is from RefSeq and is a predicted model, not a curated record.